UCGUUGUAGUCUAUAAAUAGCCUGAAGUGACUUUAAGACGCCAUUUUGACAACAAAUUCUCGUAAACAGAAGACACGAAAAUGACGAUUUAUAAAGUUAACAAUCAAGAGAAGAAUGAGAAGAAGGAUAUUUUGGAACAGAAGCUCCUUGCAGCUGUAGUGACUGACGCAGAGGUCCCAGCAGAAGUGGAUGUGGUCCCACCACCCAGGCGCCACUCCAAGGCCUGGCUUAACCUCUUCCUGAUUCUGGUGGCUAUUCUGGUCCUGGCGGCGGGGAUUACCGGUGGUGUCCUGCUCUACAGAAGACUCUCUCACAAGACUUAUAAAAAUGUCAAAGGGACUUAUAAAAAUGUCAAAGGGAUCACUCGAGGAAGGUGUGGAUUCAGAGCUAACCUGCAGUAUGACUACCAGAACAAUGACAUCAAGACAGAGGAACCCGUGGAGGAGCCGCACUUCCUCCCUAACCUACAGUCUAACCAGCUGUGGAGUGAGGAUAAGACACUGAAGCCCCACCGCAGGCCCAACAAGCACCACAGACACCACAAGCACCACAUGGUGCCCUAUGACCUUUCUGAGGACGUCCAGGUCAUUGAUGACCAGAUCGAGAGAAUCCACAUGCCAAGUUUCAGGGACUUCCGCGAUACCAUGAUUCUUCAUGAUUUCCAGAAGAACUACACAGCCAUUGUGGACUAUGAUAAGAGGUCUUGCUACAUAAUGAAACUGGACAGAAGUAAAGUGACUCCUCCAAAAGACUGGAUCGAUCUCAUCCAAAAAUUUGCAACUGGUUACUACAUGCCCCGGGCUGAGGUGCUCCGAAAACAGUACCGUGUGACCUUGCCAGCUCUCAAGGACAUUUCAUUCCUGGGCCGUUACAUUGAGAAGGAGUGUUCUUACUUCCAGACCUACACAAUGGAGAGAAUGGUGGGAGAUCAUUUCAUCGCCAAGCGUGCUGCAGAAGGAAAGAAAGCAAUGUACAGCUACUUUGAGCCCAAUGGCAACAACUUCAUUGAGAUUGAGCUGAGUAAUAGUAAUUAAAGGACUGUUCUAACGAGUGUAGGAGCGAACUGUGUUAGUGACUUCUUAAGUGGAAAA
This is a messenger RNA of Saccostrea cuccullata (small rock oyster), 1091 nucleotides long. Its product is annotated as integral membrane protein 2A-like. Gene Ontology annotation, cellular component: plasma membrane; extracellular exosome; Golgi apparatus. Gene Ontology annotation, molecular function: amyloid-beta binding. Lineage: Eukaryota; Metazoa; Mollusca; Bivalvia; Ostreida; Ostreidae. The coding region runs from base 81 to 1034 and encodes 317 amino acids. The transcript has 8 exons. Gene Ontology annotation, biological process: negative regulation of amyloid precursor protein biosynthetic process. The record is from RefSeq and is a predicted model, not a curated record.